Phycomyces blakesleeanus NRRL 1555(-) is the source of this 710-nucleotide messenger RNA. RefSeq lists its product as hypothetical. Gene Ontology annotation, cellular component: ribosome; cytosolic large ribosomal subunit. Gene Ontology annotation, molecular function: structural constituent of ribosome. NCBI's taxonomy places the organism in Eukaryota, Fungi, Mucoromycota, Mucoromycetes, Mucorales, Phycomycetaceae. The record is from RefSeq and is a predicted model, not a curated record. The transcript is spliced from 2 exons. Gene Ontology annotation, biological process: translation. Bases 16 to 543 code for a protein of 175 amino acids.
UUCAAGGCACGUACGAUGGCUAGAUUCCACGAGUAUCAGGUGGUUGGUCGUAAGCUCCCCUCCGCUAAGGAGGUUGCUCCCAAGCUCUUCCGCAUGCGCAUCUUUGCCCCCAACACUGUCGUUGCCAAGUCCCGUUUCUGGUACUUCUUGAAGAAGCUCCGCAAGGUCAAGAAGGCCGCUGGUGAGAUUGUCUCCGUCAACGAGAUCUCCGAGAAGCGUCCCGAGCAGAUCAAGAACUUUGGUAUCUGGCUCCGUUACGACUCUCGCUCCGGCACCCACAACAUGUACAAGGAGUACCGCGAGAUGUCCCGUUGCGAGGCCGUCGAGACCUGCUACCAGGAUAUGGCUGCUCGUCACCGCGCUCGUUUCAGAUCUGUCCAGAUCAUCCGUGUUGCUGAGGUUAAGAACGCUGAUGUCCGUCGCCAGUACAUCAAGCAGCUCUUGACCCCAAAGCUUGCCUUCCCUCUUCCCCACCGCGUCCAGCGUGCCGAGAAGGGCAACCGUUCCCUCUACUUGGCCAAGCGUCCUUCUACUUUCUACUAAAUUAUUUGUGUCAUGGAUUAGUUGCAUUUCAUUUUAAUGGGGUGUAAAUUUUAUAAACCAAAAAAAAUACUCAUUCAUGAUUAAAUAAAAGAAAAAAGGAAAGAAGACUGGACUCUACUGUGUGUAUAUCCCUACGUUGUUGAACAUACUUUAUUUCGUUUUUGUUU